AUGACUAACCUUUUCUCCAGAACCUUCCAUUGUCUCUGGUUUCCAUCCACCAUUCUUCCUCCUAAACCACCUUUCAAAAAUCUUCCAUUUCCAUCUUCAAUUCAUCUUCCCAAACGCUUCAUCUUCACCUCUACUCGCCACACUAAUGUUCUUCUUCCCAGUUCAGCUUCAUCCUCAACCUCAUCUCCUCAUCAACAUGAACCGGUUGAACUCAUCUCCUCAACUCAAUGUUCGGAUGGAAGUAUUGUGUUUACAUUUGGAAAUGCUAGUGAGAUUAGAGAAAUGGUAGAUGAAUUAAACAAGAAGAAACUUGUUCCUGAGGGUGUCAUUGAGGAAGGAGGUGUUGGUGUUUUGCUGAGUGAUGAUGGUGUUGAAAAGUUGAUAAAUGAGGAUGAUGGUAACUUACGAGAAGAAAUUGAAUCAUCUUUGACUGUAGUAGUUGCUGAUGCUGAUCAAAAUCCUCAGCUUCUCACUAGUGAAGACGAAAGUAGUGUUGUUCCUGAGAGUGAGACAUCUGUGAUCAAUGAUUUGCAAAAAUGUUAUUCAGUUGAGGAUGGUAAUGAUGGUUAUCAUGCGAUUUGUAGCGAAGAUGUUGCUGAGCCUAAUGGUUUUCCGAGUGUGUCUAAGGAAGAUUCUCGAGUUGAUAGUCUUGAUGAAGUUGGUGUUUUGAUAGUUUCUCCAGCAGAGGAAGAUGUUGUUUCUGAUCUGAGUAGUGGUGGUUCUUUGGAAGUUGAAGAGAAAGUUUACAAUGGUGGCGGUGUGGAUAGAGCAGCAGACAGCUCAGCAGAUGGCGUUGAUGCUAGUGACUUGACUGAAUUGGUGCAAGCAUCCACUUCUAUAGAGUCUGAUCAUUCAGUCAACGGAACAACAAGCAACUUGAGGGGUAGUGUUGAUGCUGACAUAAGAGAAUUGGAAACAGUAUCCACUUCUUUAGAGUCGGUGCAAGAUGAUUAUAGUUCGACAAACAAUCUGAGUGGGAGUGUUGAUGCCAAAACAAAUGAAUUGGUGCCGGUAUCAACUGCUUCAGAGUCUGCGCAAGAUGAUUAUAGUCCAGCAGUCAAUCUGACUGACAGUAUUGAUACUGAAACAAAUGAGUUGGUGCCGGUAUCAACUUCUUCAAAGUCUGCACAAGAUGGUUAUAGUGCAACAGACAAUCUGACUGGCAGUGUUGACACCGAAACAAAUGAAUUUGUGCCGGUAUCAACUUCUUCAGAGAUUGUGCAAGAUAAUUAUAAUGCAACAGACAAUCUGACUGGCAGUGUUGAUGCUGAAACAAAUGAAUUGGUGCCGGUAUCAAUUUCUUCAGAGUUUGUACAAGAUGAUUAUAGUGCAAUGGACAUUCUGACUGUCCGUGUUGAUGCUGAAACAAGUGAAUUGGUGCCGGUAUCAACUUCUUCAGAGUUUGUGCAAGAUGAUUAUAGUGCAACAGAAAAUCUGAAAGGCAGUGUUGAAACCGAAACAAAUGAGUUGGUGCCAGUAUCAACUUCUUCGAAGUCUGUGCAGGCGGAUACUCUGACUGGCCGUGUUGAUGCUGAAACAUGUGAAUUGGUGCCAGUAUCCACUUCAGAGUUGGAACAAGUUGGUUAUAGUGCAGCAGGCAUUCUGACUGGCAGUAUCGGUGCUGACAUAAGUGAACCGGAACCAGUAUCCACUUCUUUAGAGUCUACGCAAAAUGAUUAUAGUGCAACAGACAAUCUAACUGGCAGUGUUGAGGAAGACAUAACUGAAUUCGUGCCAGUAUUAACUUCAGAGUCUGAAAAUGUUGGUUAUAGGGCAACAGACAAUCUGACUGGGAGUGUCAAUGCUGAAACGAAUGAGUUGGUGUCAGUAUCCACUACCUUAGAGUCUGAACAAGUUGGUUAUAGUGCAACAGACAAUCUGACCGGGAGUGUCGAUGCCGAAACUAAUGAGUGGGUGUCGGUAUCCACUACCUUAGAGUCUGAACAAGUUGGUUAUAGUGCAACAGACAAACUGACUGGCAGUGUUGAUGCCACAAUAAGUGAAUUGGUUCCCGUGUCCCCUUCCUUAGAGUCUGAACAAGUUGAUUAUAGGGGAGCAGACAACCUGACUUAUAGUGUUGAUGACAGCAUAAUAAGUGAAUUGGUGCCGGUGCCAGUGUCGGCUUCUUUAGACUCUGAACAGUCUGUUGAUAGAGAAACAACCCACCCGGCUGAUGGUGUUGUUGCCGACAUUAGUGAGUUGGUGCCCAUGUCCACUUCUCUAGAGGCUGAACAAGUUGAGUAUAGUGCAACAGAUAACUUGACUGACCAUGUUGAUGACGGCAUAAUAAGGGAGUUGGUGCCAGUACCGAAUUCUUUAGACUCUGAACAGUUUGUUAAUAGAGAAACAACUCACACGACUGAUGGUGUUGAUGCCAAGUUAAGUGAGUCAGUGCCAUUAUCCACUUCUUUAGAGGCUGACCAAGUUGAAACAGGCAGCCUGACCUCCAGGGUGGAUACCGAGUUAAAUGCAUUGGCACCAAUAUCCACUUCUUUAGAGCCUGAACAAGUUGAUUAUAGUGCAGCAGGCAAUUUGAUUGAUGAUGUUGAUGACGUCAUAAUAAGUGAGUUGGUGCCAUUACCGAAUUCUUUAGACUCUGAACAAUCUGUUAAUAGAGAAACGACCCACCUGACUGAUGGUAUUGAUGCCGAGUCUAGCAAGUCAGUGCCGUUAUCCAAUUCUUUAGAGGCUGAACAAGUUGAGUAUAGUGAAGCAAACAACCUGACCUCCGGCGUUGAUACCAAUCUAAAUGCAUUGGUGCCAAUAUUCACUUCUUUAGAGCCUGAACAACUUGAUUAUAGGGCAACAGACAACUUCACUGGUGGUGUUGAUAAUGACUUAACCAAAUUGGCACCAGUGUCUACUUCUUUGGGGUCUGAACUUCAUGCUAAUUAUGACGAAACAAGCCUCCACAACGUGGAUGACUCAGUUGAUGCAAGUGAAAUGGAAAACUUAGCAUUGCUGGAUGAAUCGGUUCCAUCCUCAGACUUGGAAAACAAAAUAGACGUCAGCAAUACCGAAAGAAGUGAUUAUGAAAAUCCAUUAUUUAAUACUUUACCAGAGAUACAUUCAGUUGAGAUACCUAGUGAUGGGGAAAAAAUUACAAGAACGGAGCUUUUCCUAGUUUCUGGUGCUGCUUGCUUGCCUCAUCCCUCCGAGGCACUGACAAAUCGAGAAGAUGCUUAUAUUAUUUCUCCCCAAAACUGGCUAGUUGUGGCUGAUGGAGUUGGCCAGUGGUCACUUGAAGGGAGUAAUACCAGAGUGUAUAUCAGGGAGCUCAUGGAAAAGUGUGAAAAUAUUGUUUCAAAUUAUGAAAACAUUUCAACCAUAGAACCUGCAGAUGUUCUUAUCAGAAGUGCUGCGGAAACACAAUCUCCAGGGUCAUCUUCGCUUUUAGUUGCUUAUUUUGACGGACAGGUCCUCCAUGCAGCCAAUGUUGGUAACACUGGAUUUAUCAUUAUAAGAGAAGGUUCCGUCUUCAAAACAUCAAAUGCAAUGUUUCACGAGCUCAGUUUUCCAAUACAUUUGGUUAAAGGCGAUGACCACUCAGAAGUCAUAGAAGAAUACAAAAUUGAUCUAAACAACGGCGACGUGAUUGUAUUUGGCACAAAUGGCCUUUUUGACAAUCUUUAUGAGCAUGAAAUAGCAUCAACAAUAUCAAAAGCACUACAAGCUAGCUUGGAACCUCAGGAAAUUGCAGAAAUUUUGGCGACGGCGGCACAAGAGGUUGGAAGAUCAAGUUCCACUGGAAGUCCUUUUGCUGAUGCAGCUCAGGCUUUGGGCUAUGUGAGUUAUGCAGGAGGCAAGCUUGAUGAUGUAACUGUUAUAGUGUCAUUAGUUCAAACUACAUAG
Messenger RNA from Vicia faba (fava bean), 3852 nucleotides. NCBI's taxonomy places the organism in Eukaryota, Viridiplantae, Streptophyta, Magnoliopsida, Fabales, Fabaceae. The record is from the annotation of a GenBank genome assembly.